AGCCGCCCCAUGGCCUCGCAGCGCCCCAGCACCCAGGAUCAGCCCUAUCUGAACGAGCUCAUCAGCAUCCCCAAAGGCAGCAGGCCCGGCUUCAGCUUUAGGAAGCUCUGGGCUUUCACGGGUCCCGGCUUCCUCAUGAGCAUCGCGUACCUGGACCCGGGCAACGUGGAGUCGGACCUGCAGUGCGGGGCCGUGGCCGGGUUCAAGCUGCUGUGGGUGCUGCUAUGGGCCACGGUCCUGGGGCUGCUGUGCCAGCGCCUGGCCAUCCGGCUGGGCGUCGUGACCGGGAGGGACCUGGGCGAGAUUUGCUACCUCUAUUACCCCAAGGUGCCCCGGGUGCUGCUGUGGCUCAUGAUCGAAAUAGCCAUCAUCGGCUCGGACAUGCAGGAGGUCAUCGGGACGGCCAUCGCCUUCAGCCUGCUCUCAGCUGGCCGCAUCCCCCUCUGGGGUGGGGUCCUCAUCACCAUCGUGGACACCCUCUUCUUCCUCUUCCUGGACAAGUAUGGGCUCCGGAAGCUGGAGGCUUUCUUCGGCCUCCUCAUCACCAUCAUGGCCCUCACCUUUGGCUAUGAGUACGUGGUGGUGAAGCCGGCGCAGGCAGAGGUGCUGAAGGGGAUUUUCCUGCCCUACUGCCCGGGCUGCGGGCGGGAGGAGCUGCUGCAGGCCGUGGGCAUCGUGGGCGCCAUCAUCAUGCCCCACAACAUCUUCCUGCACUCCUCCUUGGUCAAGACGCGGGCGAUUGAUCGCUCCAAGAAGGAGGAGGUGCGGGAGGCCAACAUGUACUUCCUGAUCGAGUCCUGCGUGGCCCUCUUUGUCUCCUUCCUCAUCAACCUCUUCGUCAUGGCCGUCUUUGGUGAGGCCUUCUACCACCAGCGCAACGAGGAUGUGCACGACAAGUGCGUCAACAGCAGCGUCAGCCAGUACGCCGGCAUCUUCCCCGCCAACAACAAGACGGUGUCUGUGGAUAUCUACCAGGGGGGUGUCAUCCUGGGCUGCUAUUUCGGGGCCGUGGCCCUGUACAUCUGGGCCGUGGGCAUCCUGGCAGCGGGGCAGAGCUCCACCAUGACCGGGACCUACGCGGGGCAGUUCGUCAUGGAGGUGUUCCUGCAGCUGCGCUGGUCCCGCUUCGCCCGCGUGCUCUUCACCCGCUCCUUCGCCAUCCUGCCCACCGUCUUCAUCGCGGCCUUCAAGGACGUGAGCCACCUGACGGGCAUGAACGACCUGCUCAACGUGCUGCAGAGCAUCCUGCUGCCCUUCGCCGUCCUGCCCGUCCUCACCUUCACCAGCCUGCGCCCGCUCAUGGACGACUUCACCAAUGGCCCUGUGGGCAAGGUGCUGAUGACCCUCAUCACGGGGCUGGUCUGUGCCAUCAACAUCUACUUCGUGGUGGACUUCCUCCCCACGCUGCAGAGCCUGGGCUACUACAUCCCCCUGGGGCUGCUGCUCGUUGCCUACGUGGCCUUCAUCGCCUACCUGAUCUGGACGUGCUGCAUUGCGCAUGGAGCCCGGUUCCUAGCCCGGGGCCACCACAGCAAAUUCAGUUUUGGCAUUUCCAUCAAUACACCAAGCCCAGCAGGGUCACCGUGAUGGGCUC
Messenger RNA from Tinamus guttatus (white-throated tinamou), 1594 nucleotides. The record is from RefSeq and is a predicted model, not a curated record. Lineage: Eukaryota; Metazoa; Chordata; Aves; Tinamiformes; Tinamidae.